This is a messenger RNA of Microcebus murinus (gray mouse lemur), 5226 nucleotides long. RefSeq names its product O-GlcNAcase (gene OGA). Gene Ontology annotation, biological process: glycoprotein metabolic process. NCBI's taxonomy places the organism in Eukaryota, Metazoa, Chordata, Mammalia, Primates, Cheirogaleidae. Gene Ontology annotation, molecular function: beta-N-acetylglucosaminidase activity. The record is from RefSeq and is a predicted model, not a curated record.
GGCGGAGGGGACCGGUCUGAGCCGGUCUGCAGCGCAGGCGCAGUGCGGAUAAACAGGAAGCGGGCGGUAGAGGCAGCGGCAGAGGAGAGACAGGAGCUUCGAGGGGAAGCUGCGGAAUAGCCAAGAUUAGUGGGAGGGCAACAGAGGCUAACUGAGGACGAGAACAGGAGCCUCGGCCAUCUGCUCGCAAAGAACGAGCGCUCACAGCCUCAAUUUCCUCUUGGGCUUCCCAGCUUAGGCUGAGGCAGCGCCUGACAAAGGGCUCGCGCCGGUGCCGCCGCCCUUCUCAUCCGGGCAUUCGGGUCCCUGCGGAGAGGGAGGGGGAAGGGCAAAGAGGGAGGGGAAGGAGCAAGGGGGCGCGCGCUUGGAGCUGAGGCCCUUUCCAGGGCUGCGGGCCUGCGGCCCAACGGACGGAGGCCGAGGAGGACCCGCAGAGGUGGCGGUGGCCGGGGGCAGGAGAAUGGUGCAGAAGGAGAGCCAAGCGGCGCUGGAGGAGCGGGAGAGCGAGCUCAGCUCCAACCCUGCUGCUUCCGCGGGGGCAUCGUUGGAGCCACCGGCAGCUCCGGCCCCUGGAGAAGACAACCCAACCGGGGCCGGGGGAGCGGCAGUGGCCGGGGCGGCAGGAGGGGCUCGGAGAUUCCUAUGUGGCGUGGUGGAAGGAUUUUAUGGAAGACCUUGGAGUUUGGAACAAAGAAAAGAACUCUUUAGAAGGCUCCAGAAAUGGGAAUUAAAUACAUUCCUGUAUGCUCCAAAAGAUGACUACAAACAUAGGAUGUUUUGGCGAGAGAUGUAUUCAGUGGAAGAAGCUGAGCAACUUAUGACUCUCAUCUCUGCUGCACGAGAAUAUGAGAUAGAGUUCAUCUAUGCUAUCUCACCUGGAUUGGAUAUCACCUUUUCUAACCCCAAGGAAGUAUCUACAUUGAAACGCAAACUGGACCAGGUUUCUCAGUUUGGGUGCAGGGCAUUUGCUUUACUUUUUGAUGAUAUUGACCAUAAUAUGUGUGCAGCAGACAAAGAGGUAUUCAGUUCUUUUGCUCAUGCUCAGAUCUCCAUCACAAAUGAAAUUUAUCAAUACCUAGGAGAGCCAGAAACUUUCCUCUUCUGUCCCACAGAAUAUUGUGGCACUUUCUGUUAUCCAAAUGUGUCUCAGUCUCCUUAUUUAAGGACUGUGGGCGAAAAGCUUCUACCUGGAAUUGAGGUGCUUUGGACAGGUCCCAAAGUUGUUUCUAAAGAAAUUCCAGUAGAGUCCAUCGAAGAGGUUUCUAAGAUUAUUAAGAGAGCUCCAGUAAUCUGGGAUAACAUUCAUGCUAAUGAUUAUGAUCAGAAGAGAUUAUUUCUGGGCCCGUACAAAGGAAGAUCCACAGAACUCAUCCCACGGUUAAAAGGAGUCCUAACUAAUCCAAAUUGUGAAUUUGAAGCCAACUAUGUUGCUAUCCACACCCUUGCCACCUGGUACAAAUCAAACAUGAAUGGAGUGAGAAAAGAUGUAGUGAUGACUGACAGUGAAGACAGUACUGUAUCGAUCCAGAUAAAGUUAGAAAAUGAAGGCAGUGAUGAAGAUAUUGAAACUGAUGUACUUUAUAGUCCACAGAUGGCUCUAAAACUAGCUUUAACAGAAUGGUUGCAGGAGUUUGGUGUACCUCAUCAGUAUAGCAGUAGGCAAGUUGCACACAGUGGAGCUAAAGCAAGUGUAGUUGAUGGGACUCCCUUAGUUUCAGCACCCUCUUUAAAUGCCACAACGGUAGUAACAACAGUUUACCAAGACCCCAUUAUGAGCCAGGGAGCAGCUUUGAGUGGUGAACCUACAGCUCUGACCAAGGAAGAAGAAAAGAAACAACCCGAUGAAGAGCCCAUGGACAUGGUAGUGGAAAAACAAGAAGAAACAGAUCACAAGAAUGACAAUCAAAUACUCAGUGAAAUCGUGGAAGCUAAAAUGGCAGAGGAAUUAAAACCAAUGGACACUGAUAAAGAGAGCAUAGCUGAAUCAAAAUCCCCAGAGAUGUCUAUGCAGGAAGAUUGCAUUAAUGAUAUUGCCCCUAUGCAGACUGAUGAACAGACGAAUAAGGAGCAGUUUGUGCCAGGUCCAAAUGAAAAGCCGUUGUACACUGUAGAACCAGUGACUCUGGAGGAUUUGCAGUUACUGGCUGAUCUCUUCUACCUUCCUUAUGAGCAUGGACCCAAAGGAGCACAGAUGUUACGGGAAUUCCAGUGGCUUAGAGCAAAUAGCAGUGUUGUCAGUGUCAAUUGCAAAGGAAAAGACUCUGAAAAAAUUGAAGAAUGGCGGUCACGAGCAGCCAAGUUUGAAGAGAUGUGUGGACUAGUGAUGGGAAUGUUCACUCGGCUCUCCAAUUGUGCCAAUAGGACAAUCCUUUAUGACAUGUACUCCUAUGUUUGGGAUAUCAAGAGUAUAAUGUCUAUGGUGAAGUCUUUUGUACAGUGGUUAGGGUGUCGUAGUCAUUCUUCAGCACAGUUCUUAAUUGGAGACCAAGAACCCUGGGCCUUUAGAGGUGGUCUAGCAGGAGAGUUCCAGCGUUUACUGCCAAUUGAUGGGGCAAAUGAUCUCUUUUUUCAGCCACCCCCACUGACUCCUACCUCCAAAGUUUAUACUAUCAGACCAUAUUUUCCUAAAGAUGAGGCUUCCGUGUACAAGAUUUGCAGAGAAAUGUAUGACGAUGGAGUGGGUUUACCUUUUCAGAGUCAGCCUGACCUUAUUGGAGACAAGUUAGUAGGAGGGCUACUUUCCCUGAGCCUGGAUUACUGCUUUGUCCUAGAAGAUGAAGAUGGCAUAUGUGGUUAUGCCCUGGGCACUGUAGAUGUGACACCUUUUAUUAAAAAAUGUAAAAUUUCCUGGAUUCCCUUCAUGCAGGAAAAGUAUACCAAGCCAAAUGGUGACAAAGAACUCUCUGAGGCAGAGAAAAUAAUGUUGAGUUUCCAUGAAGAACAGGAAGUGUUGCCAGAAACUUUCCUUGCCAACUUCCCUUCUCUGAUAAAGAUGGAUAUUCACAAAAAAGUAACUGACCCAAGUGUGGCCAAAAGUAUGAUGGCUUGCCUCCUGUCUUCACUAAAGGCUAAUGGCUCCCGGGGAGCUUUCUGUGAAGUGAGACCAGAUGAUAAAAGAAUUCUGGAAUUUUACAGCAAGUUAGGCUGUUUUGAAAUUGCAAAAAUGGAAGGAUUUCCAAAGGAUGUGGUUAUACUUGGUCGGAGCCUGUGACAUUUGUUGGUACUAUGAACUGUCUAGAAAGCCUCUUAACUCCACCUUGUGGGUGGUGGUUGAGGUCUUGGUACAGUUUAGUCUCUGGAGUGGCAACAAAUCAGCCAAUUGGAUUGGAAACAAAGAAGACUAUGUAAAACUCACCCAUCACACUUUCAGACUAUUCACUGGUUAGAAGAAGAUAGUAUUGCUACAAAUCUUGUGUGAAACAGAGAUGUUGGCCUCCUUUUGGGGUCUUGUGUUAGGUGCCAAGACCUCUUACAUGGGCUUAUAUAGGGAGGGGGUCUUCAAUAAAUGUAGUCAGCACUAUUUUCUGCAUCCGGUGUGGUUGCAUUUCUCACCUAAGAGUAAUCAGAAUCACUUCUGUCAUCCUUGGUUUAUUGAUUGAAAGGUCUCUCAGUCUCUGGGGACAUGGCAGAGAGAAGAAAGAUUUAGUGGGUUUGAGAAGCUUCAGGGUGGAGAGAUUCCAAGUGGGAUGAUUGUGGCAUUAAAGCUGAAUAAAUGAUUUCAAUUUGGGGCGGUUUUUCUGCUUUCUGUAAAGCCAUGGCCAAUUGUCUUCUGUAGUGACCAUUGGCUCAGGCAUAGUGUGCUUUGUAGGGACAAAUGUGCAGUUGUUUGUGGCAAAAGCCUAAAAUUGACAAACUUGUAAAUUUCUUUGUAUAUAAACUAGCUGUAACCUGACUAUCAUUUGUGUUUACUGUUUUUGUAAUUUUUUUUCCUCAUGAAAAUGAGAGGGUUUUUGUUCCGGAUGGCACUUUCAAUGAUAUAAAAGAGUAGAAGAUGGAUUUUCUUUACUUGUCUUUUUUUUUUUUUUUUUUUUUAAGUUUUAUUAUUUUUAAAGUGCUUCCUACCUAGGCCAUGACCAUUUUGGGUUACGAGAGCCUAACUUAGGACUUAAUCUGUUGCAAAGUGCAGUCUUUUUUGGAAAUUAACCUCAAUAGCAGGUCAGCAUGUGAAAUGUUGGUUUUGACAUCUGUUAAGUAGGGUUUAGGGACUGAUUGGUCCAUUUGCCCUUAGAUCAGUUGUCCUUUAAUCUCAAGACCUGUUACUACUGGUUUUAUUAAAUAAGAGUCUUUAAUUCUUGCAUGUUUGUAUCUAGUUUUUAAGAGAAAGAAUGAGCACAUUUUAACUAAUGAUUUAUGGUUACCCUUUCCCUUUUCUUUUAACCACAGGUUCUGAAAGCUUCAUGUAUUUUAAUUUAGAUAUGUUUUUAAGGGUUUUGAGCAUGAGGCUGACAGGUGAUUUCUACAGGAUUCUUUUUUUCAUCAUAGCUGGCUGACUUCUCCAUAGGUUCAUAACAAUAUUUUGUUAUCUUGCUUCCUUGCAGUUUUUAACUUUGAGCUGUUUAACUUUGAGCUGUGUGAGGGGAGGGAGUAAAUAGAAGGAAAUACAUUUUCCUUCACAGAACUCCACCAAUGUGAUCUUUGAGAGAGUCUUAAAGCAUCGUACCUAGUGACUUCCAUCCAAGACCUAUGAGUGUGCACUGAAAGGGUGAGAAGGGAGGAAGGAAGCCUCUUCAUUCUUAGGGUAGAAACCUUUAUCCCAUAGAAGGAUAUCUGUGUUGGAAAGCUUGAACCAAGUUUGCAUUUUUGAGGGCUAAAGUGAAGAAGGGAAUAUCCCUACUAGAUAUUAAGACAGCUGAAUGUUACCCAGUUUCUCGUUGAAUAUAUCUUUAACAUUAGGAUAAUUCUAGCAUUUCAUCUGGAGGGUUUCAGGUCAACCUCAUAUGGAAUCAGGAUUUUUAGCAAGUUUACUUUUGGUUUUAUCUUGGCUUUUAAUAAUCACUUCGGUUGGUCGUCUGGUCAGGUGUCAACUGUGAAACAGAUGCCCAGGUCUAUACUUUCAUCACUCUAGGAUCAUAAAGUGCUAUGCUAUUCCAUGAUUAUGAAUAUUUAUUAAGGUUGGAAUGACAUUUUAUUGAUUGUUUAGAUCACAGCUCAGUUCCUGUAGAAAACGAACUGUAAAACUAUCUGAAGACCAUGCAAGAGGCAAAAUAAAACUUGAAGUGAAUGCUU